UGUUCUUUAGGUACCAGGUUUGCAUGUGGCCACCUUUAAAAGCCUGGGCCACCCCGCCCACCCCCACAUUAAAGUCUAGCUCCGUCACUGGAACCUUCCUUCUAAAGRUCUGAACUAUCCCUUUAACAUCCUUCCUCUCCGCCUCCUGAAAACACCAACGAGACGCUCCACAGCUCCAUCACUGCUCACAACAACAACAACAACAACAACAAGAAGAAAGGAAGACGAGAGGACAACAAAUCGGCAGCAGCCAAUCAGCGGUCUGGUUUCUCUUCAGCAUCUCGGAGGGGUUCGGGACGGACCGGAGCUUUUCAGCAGACCCGACCGGAGCGGAGCUCAGGCAGCGGGGGAGGAAAGACACCCGAAGGCUCCUCCUGGACCAGGAAAACUAUGAUUUGAAAUCGACAAGGAGCUGGAGGAUUACGUCACCAGCACAAAGAGAAAACAAAAGUCAGCCAGUCYGAGUACUUCACAAAGAGAAACAAAUUCCUGCUCAGCCAUGGCAGACCACAAAGACAACAUAGAUGACUUCAAAGUGCAGACAGCCAAGCACCCAAACCACAGCUCAGCCCCUUUACGGCCACAUACCGAACAGUCCAAAGACCGAGCCUCCAAAAGGCUUUCCACCGAGUCUAACGGCACCAGCGACGGAGGCGUGGGCUCGUCCACGCCGGUGGAACUGACCGCUUUGGAAGAAUCCUUCCGACGCUUCGCCAUCCACGGCGACACUCGUGCUACCGGCAAGGACAUGCACGGCAAAAACUGGUCCAAGCUCUGCAAAGACUGCGGCGUGAUUGACGGCAAGAGUAUCACCCUGACUGACGUGGACAUCGUCUUCAGCAAAGUCAAGAAGAAAUCCUGUCGCACCAUCACAUUUGAUGAAUUCAAGGCUGCCCUUGGAGAACUUGCCCGGAAGAAAUAUAAGGACAAGACCGGAGAGGAUGCGGAAGCUGAGGUCUUUAAGCUGAUCGAGGGGAAGGCACCGGUCAUCGCAGGAGUCACAAGGGCCGUGGCCUCUCCGACGGUGAGCCGCCUCACAGACACCAGCAAGUUCACGGGGUCGCACAAGGAGCGCUUCGACGAAACCGGCCGCGGGAAGGGGAAGGCCGGGCGCGUAGACGUGGUCGACACAUCGGGCUACGUCUCAGGAUACAAACAUCGAGGGUCAUAUGAAAAGAAAGUGAACAAACCUGGCGAGGGUAGGCCCAUGUGAAGGCCAACUGCCAGGAUGAUUUUUUUUUAAUUAAGAGUACUAAAAGAAAGCACAAAAAAAUUACCAUUUCAUAACUUUUCCCGCCCGUUUAUUUUAUGUAUGUUUGUGUGUGUGAAAUAAAAAAAAUUAGUUCCUC
This is a messenger RNA of Austrofundulus limnaeus, 1349 nucleotides long. It is a transcript of the gene tppp, whose product is annotated as tubulin polymerization promoting protein. Gene Ontology annotation, cellular component: microtubule. Gene Ontology annotation, molecular function: tubulin binding. The record is from RefSeq and is a predicted model, not a curated record. Lineage: Eukaryota; Metazoa; Chordata; Actinopteri; Cyprinodontiformes; Rivulidae. Gene Ontology annotation, biological process: positive regulation of protein polymerization; microtubule polymerization; microtubule bundle formation.